AUGACUGUCACCAGUAUUCUCCUGCGGCGAGGUGCUGAGCUGGCGUCUUCUCACUAUGACAAGAACCCUGAUCAGCCUAAGCCUUCUCCACUCUUGGUAGUGAUCUGCGUGCUGACUACAUUGGUUCUCGGAGUUGCUAUGGUCGCUGUCGAAUAUACCUAUGGGUGCGUAGUUGCGACUUUGGCUGCGGUCGAGGACCCCAAUCCAGACAUUUAUGUCCGUAUCGACAACGAUGAUCCGAACAAAACUCUUGACUCCAACGAAGGAGAACCCGUUGCUUCCCCAGGACCCAUCACCAACAAGCUGCGCACCACUAUUAGCCACCUACGUGCCCGCGCAGGCUUCUGGUCUCGCUUCCGUGGACUGGGUAUGUUCAUGGCGUAUAACUUUGUCUCUAACUUGAUCGUGGCCAUCAUACCCGGGGGCAGAGGUUCCUUCUUUGGCCAAUUCUUUAUCAAUUCUAUCGUUGGUGUCCUGCUGUCGACUUGGCAGAUGGCCUGGGUUCACAUCGUCAUCACCGAACCCUCCCCUAAGCGCUUCUACCAGCGAAUCCCUUCAUGGCGAUCGUGGAUCAAAAUUGCCCCUGCUGCUGCUCUGCAGGAUAUCCUGACUGCUGCUGCGUUCUUCCUGCCCAUGGCUGUCGCCGAGCUGACUGGUUGGAUCGGCGCUGGGCAAAGUACCGGAAACCAGCUGAAUGAUAUCUACCGCUCCAUGGCUGUUACUUUUGUUCCUGCCCUGCUAGCUCUCAUGAUCUCCAUCCCUGCCCGCGUCAUCUUCAUACGUGUGGCAGCAUCUAUGCUGCCCGAGGAGGAUGAGACCAUCGUGCCGUUUGAUCGCUCCUUUGGCCGUAAGGUGCAGCCUGAAAUUCUGGGAGGCAGUGGUAAGAUCGGUUUGCUUGUUGCUUGGUCGAGCUUUGAUUGGGCUUCUCGAGUUCGUUUUGCCAAGGUUAUUGGUAAGACCAUGGCUAUUGAGCUGGCUUUGAUGGUGGCUGCUAUCCUUGUCAUUGGCUCUCAGCUGUUUAUGAUGUCGAAAAAAGUAAAGAGUCCUGAAGAGCAAAUCUAA
Molecule: messenger RNA, 1062 nt
Organism: Penicillium taxi
Lineage: Eukaryota; Fungi; Ascomycota; Eurotiomycetes; Eurotiales; Aspergillaceae
Exons: 2
Coding region: 1-1062 (353 amino acids)
Source: RefSeq, a predicted model, not a curated record